UGCCCCAACCCCAAUCCAUCCCAUUCGGCUUUCGUAACAACAAUCAUCCGCCCAUAGACAAUCAACAAAUUGAAAUGAAAAUGUCCGUCGUAAAAGAAACGUUUUUAUUUUACUUUGUGACUGUGUAACGUUUGUGGCAAGCUAUGUGAAAUAUUUUAUCGUAUUUAUCAUAACUGAAGUGUAUACAUUUAUAAAAAUGAUUGUUCAAGAGCCAAUACAGGUUAUCGUUUGGGAUUGUCUCAACAACUAUGAAUUUGACAAUGCUGUAUUCCUGGCUGAGAGAUUACAUGCUGAAGUGACCUCAGAGGAGACUGCUUUUCUAUUAGCAACAUGUUACUAUAGAGCAGGACGUGUGAAUGAAGCUCACCAUUUGCUACACAAUAUAUCCCUUACCCUACCACAGGCUAAAUUUCUGCUGGCCAAGUGCUCACUAGAACUGAAAUUUUACAAAGAUGCUGAGCACGCUUUAGGCACAAAAGACACUGUUGCAUCUGAGUUUGGGGAACAAGCACCCUACGCGUUGCACCUUCUGGCCAAAGUGUACAACAUCACAGAGAGAAGAAGUAAAGCUGCCGAGGCUCUGAGGAAAGCUCUGUCGCUCAAUCCCUUUAUGUGGAAAUCAUUCACCCAGCUCUGUCAAAUGGGUGAGAAAGUAGACCCACAUAACGUAUUCCAAAUAAACAACACAGAAUUUACAUUUGGUGUUUCAACAUUAGUGAAUCUAGUCAGCAAUUCGGAAAACAUUUCUCUUGUUAACAGUAACAUAUCCAAUAACACUAAUGUGAAUUCUAUAGUCACACCCAACAAUGUCGCUGCGCGCACUCCUAUGACGAUGUCAACUAGUAUCACGCCGGAGACUCAAGCACCUGUGAAGCGCAUGCACAGUGUUUUCAGCGGAAUGGCACCGAUACCAUUUUCACCAUCUUUCGGCAUGUUACCUAUGGAAGAAUCUCCAGUUUUGUACUCGUCCACGUUAACAGACGCCAAUGAACAGAAAGCUAUACCAAAGAUAGUCAACUCUCUGAGAGCCCACGUAGGUCAACUCAAAGAUGCAGUAUUCAGCCCAGGGCCCAGAUGUACACUCGGCCCUGCACCGAGACGAUCUUCAAGAUUGUUCAGCAACAACAACAGUAGUUAUUCAGUCAAAGAAAAUAAUAAAUCUCCUAGUCGGAAAUUUGUUACACCCAAAAGUCCUUCUAGGAAAAAUAAACAACGCACAGCCAAAAAUAUAAAAUCAAAUCCCGAAACAAACGAAAGAAACAAAAGUAUAGAGGCCACACCGACAAUAACGCCAAAGAACAGCAACGGUGUGCCUCUCUUAAAUUUACUGAGGGAACUAGGAGAUGCGUAUAAAUCACUGUCAUUUUUGGAUUGCAAAAAUGCAAUCAAACAGUUCCAAGAGAUAUCACCGAAACAGUUUUCUUCCCCCUGGGUGCAGACGAUGAUCGCUCGGGCGCACUACGAGCUGGCGCAAUACGAGGCGGCGGCCAAAAUCUUUGCAGAUAUUAGGAAACAGUACCCAAAUCGUACAGAGGGUAUGGACAUAUACAGUACCUGUUUGUGGCACCUCCAACGUGAAGCGCAGCUGUCUGCUCUAGCGCAAGAAUUAGUGGAGCUAAACAGAAACGAUUCUAUAGCUUGGCUGGCGUCGGGCAACUGUUUCUCCCUUCACAAAGAGCGCGAAACAGCAUUGAAAUUCUUCAAACGCGCGGUUCAGAUAGACCCAGACGCAGCGUACGCUCACGCUCUCCUCGGACACGAGUAUGCCGUGGCCGAAGAAACUGAUAAAGCCCUUGCCAGUUUCCGAACAGCGGUCAGCAUCGAUCCUCGCAACUACGUGGCUUGGUUCGGCAUAGCCACUGUAUACGCCCGUCAGGAGCGUUGGAAAGCGUCGGAAGUGCACAUCCGUCGGGCAUUAGCCAUUCAUCCACACUCUGGUGUUCUCCGUUGCCAGCUAGGUCUGGCCCAGGCCGCUUUGGGCAAAAUGGAUCGUGCACUUGCCACUCUAGAAAGAGCUGUGUCUUUGGACGCGGAGAAUCCCCUUUGUCGUUUCCAUAGAGCAUCUGUGCUACUGCGCGCUGGGAGACCGCAGGAUGCGCUCGGCGAUUUGCACCAUUUAAAAAAUAUAGCGCCGCGAGAGUCGUUAGUGUAUUAUUUACUCGGCAAGGUUCACAAUAAAUUGGGCAACUCGCACCUCGCUCUGAUGCACUUCAGCUGGGCCACAGAUUUAGAUCCCAAGGGCACGGGAGCACAUAUAAAGGAGGGUUUCGACCCAUCGAAGCAGGAGGACACUCCGGAGAGGUCGUCAUAGACCCAUGUGGAUGUGUCAUCGUACCAAAUGCCUGACUGAUCCUGUACAUAACGUGCUCACCUCUCGAACUCCGAUUUGACACAAAAUCUUCCAAAUAUAGCUUUACGGAGAUCGACCGGUGUGUGAACGCAUUUAGUUGCUGUAGUAGUAAGGGCGUAUGUGGAUUUGUUUAUAUAGAGUAAGAUGUGGAUAUUCCUAGUUAAUUAUAUAUAUAUAUAACAACUCCUAGAAAGUAACAACAAUUAUGCUUUCGAAGGACCUAAAAGAAGGCCUCGAUCUCAAUAUGUUUAUUUGUAAUAAAUAAAUAAGUAAUUAUGUUGUGCUACGCGUCGCAAUGUUGCAAUUUAUUAAAUUGCCAUCGUAAAUUUCGUGAUAUGAUGUUUUCAAAAUUGAUCAAGUUUCCAUUAUAUAUUGUUUUAAUUUUUUAAUUUGCCAAUGAAUGAUAGAUCCUCCUUUUUAUGUCGCUGAAAAUUGUUCACGAGAACCGCUGGCGGUGUUUCAUUAUAUGUAUAACUAUAGAAUACGUAUUACAAAAUUCUUAUUAUAUAACUACUAUAUGAUGCAAAUAUGAAUUAACUAAUCUUUCUGUUACAAUUUCUUGGGGCCAUUUAUAAAUUAAGUGACGCGAAUUUGAUAAAUGACUCAUUUACGCGCGGUGUGACGUCACAUAUUAAAUUUAGAAAUUAUUAGCUGUUGUGACAUUGCACACGUAAAAUUUGUGUUUAUAGGUAGCUAGACGACGCUUCGCGGUGACUCCCGUGUAGUUCCCGUUCCCGUGAGAUAACGUGGAUAAAAUAUAGCCCAUGACACUCAUAAAUAACGUGGCUUUCUGAUGGUAAAAGGGUUAUCAAAAUCGGUUCAGAAGAUCCAGAUUUGGACCCCCUACAACACCACAAACUUUUGAUUUUUGAUUUGAUCAACCCAUAAUCGACUCACUGCUGAGCCCGAGUCUCCUCUCAGAAUGAGAGGGGUUAGGCCACAAACUUUACCUCUUUAAAAUAUUACUAUAGAUUAUGCUUCGACACACAACAUACAAUUAAUACCUUUGCUAAAAUUAUAAAGCGGAUUUGAUAGUUGCAUUGAAUAGGCUCCGAAACUACCGAUGUUAAAAAUUCUUUCACUGUUGGGAAGCUACUCUAUCCCCGGGUGCAUUAGGCUAUAUUUUGUCCCCGUAUUUCUACGGAAACGCUACGCGGUGUGAAACCGCGUGGCGUCUGCUAGUUUCAAAAUAUUUAGCGAGCCUCCGCCAGCUAUGCGGUUGUUAUGUAAAAUACCAACUAAAUGGUGAUAAAAUUCACGAAAAUAGUCUAAAUAAUGAAAACAAAAAAGGCAAACUAUCACAGCUAGUGCCAAGUAGAAAAUGAAAAUUAAAUAAUGGGGAUGAUGACUGAGUUUGUAUAUAUUGAUUUUUUUUUAUGAUACAUUCGGGUAAAUAAAGUCAAUGUUAACUAAUUUAUUUAUAAAAAGCAAAGAUUGUCUGGACAUUUGCUGAAGAUUGUUUACAAAAUCUAUUAAUAAUAUUUUAUCGUAAUUUGAUGAAAAUUCAUACAGUUUUAGCUUCCUUACCUUAAAUGUGACAUUUUUUAAUAUAUGAACUAUAAACAUAAACGCACAAAUAACAAAGAUAUUAGUAAUUUUGUUUGAACGCCCAUGCAAAUUUAAUGAUCAUUAUGUACCUACGACGUCAUUAAAUCGUACCAUUUUGUAUGGGGCGUUUUAUGGAUCCGCGGCAGCGCCGCAAAUCUGACCCUUUAAAUCCCUGUAGCUCCGAAAGUAAUGAUCGCA
Messenger RNA from Bicyclus anynana (squinting bush brown), 4096 nucleotides. RefSeq names its product cell division cycle protein 27 homolog (gene Cdc27). Lineage: Eukaryota; Metazoa; Arthropoda; Insecta; Lepidoptera; Nymphalidae. Gene Ontology annotation, biological process: cell division. Gene Ontology annotation, molecular function: protein binding. The record is from RefSeq and is a predicted model, not a curated record. Bases 197 to 2311 code for a protein of 704 amino acids. The transcript has 4 exons.